UACAAGUUGACAUUUCAAGCUUUAUCUGGUUUUAUUGUUUGUAAAAGAUUAUAUCGAAUUUAUUUCUUAAAAGAAAUAUAUCUAAGUGUUUAGAAAAUACUAGUUAACGUUUCUAUUUCACUGGCUUUUGAUUUGAACUACACAUAACGUUACAUUAUGCAAUGAAUAUGCAGUGCAAAACUUGAUCAUUUAUGCUAAUUUGAUAUUUGAAAGGCUGAUUAUAAUAGUAGAAGAAGGACAGAUAAAAGAUAUACGACAUGUAAUUACACUAUGGCUGGAUAAAAGUAAACGGAAAGCAACACAAGCACAGAAUGUCUUGUAGACCUACAUCUACACCAUUCGGAUUUCAUAUCCCGGAAGGAAUGAAACCAUUUCCGUUACCCCUAAAAUAUGAUAGGCAGUAUAAAUCCUUCUCAGCCAAAAGAGCAACUUCUGAAGUCAGACAAGCUUGGGUCAAUGCACGUGGGAAUGAGAAAUUAGGGGAAAGACUAUCCGUUCGUCAAUUUCCUAUUUCGUUGCUAAGACACCAAGUGGAUAACAGACGAGUACACUGUAAAAGUGCAGAUCCGCAUUACUGGAUGUCAGACGAAGAUAAAAGGAGAGCAGCAGAUAAAAGAAAGAGUUUCGAACGUCAGUGGAGUGCAGAGGUUUCAAAGAGGAAUAAAACCCCUAGACCAAAUUAUACAGUUACGAUUCGUCCACCUACUCCACCAAUCCGUAAAUUUAUUACAGCCCCAUGUGUGAACAACGGUACGUUCUUCCGACUAGCUGAUACUCAUCGAACGAAAACUAGAGAAGAAAAAUAUAAAUCUUCAAGACACUUUGUAUCUCCGGAGUGGAAAUCUGAAAUUGUUUCUUGGAAAAGAUUUAAUAAUACUUCAAUAGAUAUUCAUAGAUAUAGUGUAUUUUGAGGAAACAUAUAUUUUUGGCGACUUAUUUCGCCCCUCGCUAUUGGUUCUCAUUUUCUAAGCAUGCUAAGUAGAGCUAUUUAAACUGAUAAAUUUAUAUACAUUUUUCUAGCAUAUCUAUCCGAUGAAUAUGGAAACCUAAACAAUGUACUGAAUUUGUGAAUACAAUAGAUUUUCCAAAACGGAAUUGCAACAACAUAUUGAAAUAUUUUAUAUUAAGGAAACUUUUAUAUAAUUCCUAUGAAAUGAAGACACACAAGAUAACAGAGCAAUUACCGUUGUAAUUGAAACUGUCGAAUCUCAAUCCUCUACUACUGCACUCAACAAAUUCAAAAUAUCAUUUGCACAUUCAUAUAAUUCCUAUAAAAGUUGUUGAUUUGUUAUUAUCGUCAGGUUUAUUUUUUUUUUUUAAAUAUAUUCUUUGUUUGUGUUUGUGUUUGUUAUGUAUCUUUUUAUAACAAUCUACUAACGUAUGCUUAACAUUUUGUUUAUAGUCAAGUCUAUUAACAUUUAAAGUGUAAAUGGCAAUGGCAAUGAGUUCUAAUUGGCUGGAAAAUGUAAAAACUAGAUAUUUAAAUAAUUGUCUCUAA
Molecule: messenger RNA, 1498 nt
Organism: Mytilus trossulus (common blue mussel)
Lineage: Eukaryota; Metazoa; Mollusca; Bivalvia; Mytilida; Mytilidae
Exons: 6
Coding region: 312-911 (199 amino acids)
Source: RefSeq, a predicted model, not a curated record